AUGUCGAAAUUUCAUUGCGAUGCCUGUUUCUCUGACUGUAAUAAUAGAGUAAGGAUUUCAUGUGCAGAAUGUCCGGAAUACGAUUUAUGUGUACCAUGUUUCUCUCAAGGUUCAUAUAAUGGUAAUCAUUUACCUUCUCAUGACUAUCGAAUUAUAGAGACAAAUUGGCAUCCUAUUUUAUGUGAAGACUGGGGAGCAGAUGAAGAAUUGGCAUUAAUUAAGGGAAGUCAAAGUCUUGGAUUGGGUAAUUGGCAAGAUGUAGCAGACCACGUUGGAAGUAGAGAUAAAGAAGGAGUUGCAGAACAUUAUAUGAAAUACUACAUUUAUAGUGAAUUUUACCCUAUACCGGAUAUCACUAAGGAUCUGAAAGUGGAUCGAGAAGAAUUCAUGGAAGAAAGGAAGAAGAGGAUCGAGAGAUUUAGAGAAAAACCUUUGGAACCUUCAAGAAAGCCAGUGGCUUCGGUACCUAGUUGUCAUGAAGUACAAGGAUUUAUGCCCGGCAGAUUGGAGUUUGAAACGGAGUUUGAGAAUGAGGCUGAAGGUCCAGUAAAAGAUAUGGUUUUUGAACCUGAUGACCAACCGUUAGAUAUAGAGCUUAAGUUGAUUAUUUUGGACAUUUACAAUUCGAGAUUGACUACUAGAGCUGAGAAAAAGAGGGUGCUAUUCGAGAAUGGUCUUAUGGAGUAUAGGCGGCUACAAGGCAUUGAUAAGAGAAGGACCAAAGAGGCUAAGGACCUCUUCAAUGCGAUAAAACCGCUGGCGAAUUUGAUGACUGCACAGGAUUUUGACGAGUUUAGCCGAGAUAUCUUAGAGGAACUUCGUUGUAGAACAAGGAUACGUCAAUUGCAAGAGUGGAGAAGUAACGGGAUUACCACGAUGGAGGCUGGGCUGAAAUAUGAGCGCGAUAAACAACUCAGGAUUUCUGCCCUCGAAAGAUUUGGCUCUUCAAAUAACAUGACGGUUAAUGGUAAUGCCAUAAAUGGUAGACAUAGAGCUACUACUGCGCAUAGAAAUAAUGCUGAUUAUUCGCAGAAUUAUAAUGAAAGUGCGGGGAGAAAGAAAAACAUGACGGCAAGUGAAAUACAACAUAGUACUGAUUUUGGUCUUCUGUCGCCUGAUGAACAACAAUUGUGCAUACAGUUGAAGAUUCUACCGAAACCAUAUUUCGCUAUAAAAGAACUCUUGUUUCGCGAACUUCUGCGAAGUGGUGGAGCGCUAAGAAAGAAGAAUUGUAGAGACUUGCUCAAUAUUGAACCUGCAAAAGCAAAUAAGAUUUACGAUUUCUUCGAAUCACAAAAUUGGAUUUAG
Torulaspora delbrueckii is the source of this 1308-nucleotide messenger RNA. It is a transcript of the gene ADA2, whose product is annotated as chromatin-binding transcription regulator ADA2. The transcript has a single exon. Gene Ontology annotation, molecular function: zinc ion binding; transcription coactivator activity; chromatin binding. The coding region runs from base 1 to 1308 and encodes 435 amino acids. Gene Ontology annotation, biological process: regulation of transcription by RNA polymerase II; chromatin remodeling. The record is from RefSeq and is a predicted model, not a curated record. Gene Ontology annotation, cellular component: nucleus; SAGA-type complex. Lineage: Eukaryota; Fungi; Ascomycota; Saccharomycetes; Saccharomycetales; Saccharomycetaceae.